CAAUCCAUUUACAAUCGGAUAAACGAAUUGAAGGCUUUCGAUGAAACAAAAUCAGGAGUGAAAGGCCUGGUAGAUUCAGGUUUAUCAAAGAUUCCGACCAUUUUCAUCAAUGAAGAGUACAAGCUUGAGAGAAACAACAACAUCCAUAACCAGAAAUCUAGAGGCUCCACCAACAAUGGCGGAAUCCCGAUCAUAGACUAGACCGGCGUCGACGAUGAUCCAAAUUAACGUCGCGAAAUAGUGAAGAAAGUUGGAGAAGCUUGCGAGAAAUGGGGUUUCUUUCAAAUUAUCAACCAUGGGAUUCCAGUAACGACUUUGGAUGAAAUGAUGGAUGGGAUUGGGAGGUUUCAUGAACAAGAUAAGGAAGCUAAGAAAGAGUUUUAUUCUCGAGAUAUAACCAGGAAAGUGUAUUAUAAUAGUAAUUUCGAUCUUUAUUUGGCUGAAGCAACCAAUUGGAGGGAUACUUUGAGUUGCGUUAUGGCACCUCGUGGACCUCUUCCUCAACAACUGCCCGCUGUUUGCCGAGAUAUAUUCAUAGAAUAUUCAAACAAAGUGAUGAAAUUAGGGCAUACUUUGUUGGAAUUGUUCUCGGAAGCUUUAGGUCUGAACCGGAGUUAUUUGGAAGAUAUUGGGUGCGGUGAGGGACUGUUUGUGAUGGGCCAUUACUACCCACCGUGCCCUGAACCGGACUUGACAUUGGGCACUAGCAGUCACACCGAUAGUGGCUUCUUCACCAUACUUUUACAAGAUCAAAUCGGCGGACUUCAAGUCCGCCAUCAAAAUCAAUGGCUUGAUGUUAAUUCUAUAGAUGGAGCUCUUAUUGUAAAUUUGGCCGAUAUGAUGCAGUUAAUAUCUAAUGACAAAUUUAUUAGUGUUCAUCAUAGAGUGCUUGCUAAUACAAGAGGCCCAAGAGUUUCUGUAGCAAGUUUCUUUAGAACACAUCUUCUACCAGAGAAUGCUUCAAUUCUUUAUGGACCAAUCAAGGAAUUGAUAUCUCAAGAAAACCCUCCACUUUAUAGGGAAACUACUACCAAAGACUUUGUGCCAAACUACUACUUCAAAGGGCUUGAUUGUAAAACUCUUCAAUACCUUAAGUUAUGA
This is a messenger RNA of Gossypium raimondii (Peruvian cotton), 1101 nucleotides long. Its product is annotated as 1-aminocyclopropane-1-carboxylate oxidase homolog 1. The transcript has 3 exons. Bases 325 to 1101 code for a protein of 258 amino acids. The record is from RefSeq and is a predicted model, not a curated record. Lineage: Eukaryota; Viridiplantae; Streptophyta; Magnoliopsida; Malvales; Malvaceae.